Messenger RNA from Tilletiaria anomala UBC 951, 1011 nucleotides. RefSeq lists its product as uncharacterized. The coding region runs from base 1 to 1011 and encodes 336 amino acids. NCBI's taxonomy places the organism in Eukaryota, Fungi, Basidiomycota, Exobasidiomycetes, Georgefischeriales, Tilletiariaceae. The record is from RefSeq and is a predicted model, not a curated record. Gene Ontology annotation, molecular function: phosphatase activity. The transcript has 4 exons.
AUGCCUCUCGACGGCGGCCUCGACACCAAGGAGUACGCAGCGCACGGCGGCGCAGUGCCCAUCCAUGUCGCUGGUAACGGCUCGGGCCCCGUUGCCGUCGCCGUUGUCAGCGGUCUCAAGCAGGAGGAGGACCACCGACUCGUCGUCGACGCCCUUCGGAAAGUCAUCGCCAAGCAGCAGCUUGCAGCCCCUCGUACCGCUGGACGUUUGUCCCUCGUCAAGAAGCAGCUCAUCGUGUUUGACUUUGAUUGGUCGCUCGCGGACCAGGACACGGACCGUUGGGUGCACGAGGCGCUUGCCCCUCAUCUCCGGCGGAGGAUGAAGUCGCUCAAGCCGCAUAUGCAGUUCACUGAUCUUUGCGCUAUGAUGCUGCGCGAACUCCACGCCGAGGGCAAGACACCGGAACAAAUCAAGGAUGCUAUGCGAGCCCUGCCAUUCCACCCGGGCAUGGUACGUGGCGUGAAGGCGCUUAAGGCGAGCAAGCUAGUAGACACGACGUUCUUCCUCUUGUCCAACUCGAACACGGUCUAUAUCGACACGAUCCUGACCGAGCAGGGCCUGCAACCGCCGACCGGGCCGCAGAUCUUUACGGAGAUCGUGACGAACCCUGCGCGCUUCCUCCCGAGCGGGCUGCUGGAACUGAAGCGCCGCGUGCCUGCUCCCGGCGAGCCGGGCAGCCGCGAGCACGGCUGCGCGGUCGGCUGCUCGGCGAAUAUGUGCAAGGGCGAAGAGCUGGACGCGUUCAUUGCGCGGCACGGCGGGCGGCAGGCGUUCGAGCGGAUUAUCUACGUUGGUGACGGUGGCAACGACUUCUGCCCCGUCCUGCGCCUCGGCGCGCAGGAUGUUGCGUUCGUACGCCUGCACAGGGGCCUGCAGAAGCGCAUCCUCAGCGAGGGAGGCAUCCAGGCCGCUAUCAGGUGGUGGGCCGGCGCAUGGGAGAUGGAGGGCCUGCUCGGCGAGCUGCACGGCGUUGAUCCCACCGCUGAGCCGGCGGGGCGCCAGGAACAUUAA